AUGAAUCGUGUCUUCAAACCCGAGCGGAUAAUUACUGAUUUUGAGAGUGGUUUAAUGCCAGCAAUAUCUGUUGAAUUUCCUGGAGCAGUUCAUAAUGGUUGUUAUUUUCAUUAUAAUCAAUCGAUUUAUCGACGCAUUCAAAGUUUGGGCUUAGCUACAGCUUAUUCAAGUGAUGAUGAAGUAAGAAGCUGUUGUAGAAAAUUAAUGUCAUUAGCAAUGAUGCCGCUUCAAGAAGUCGAAACUUCGUUUUACAAUUUACGUACAGAAACAAAUUCAAGAGUAAAACAAGAACUUCAUCAAUUAUUUUUAUAUUUGGAUCAAUACUGGAUGACUGAAGUACCAUUGGAAAUGUGA
Messenger RNA from Rotaria sp. Silwood1, 354 nucleotides. The record is from the annotation of a GenBank genome assembly. NCBI's taxonomy places the organism in Eukaryota, Metazoa, Rotifera, Eurotatoria, Philodinida, Philodinidae.